AGUGUGGAGACAGGGAGGGGCGAACCGGUGUUUGUUUUUAUUACCAUUAUUAUUAAUAAAAGAAGAAUAAAAACAAGUAAUAAUAUUAACUGCCUGUGCGUUAAAAGAGGAGAUAAUUUUAUAUCUCUAGACUGGAUUACCUGUUUUUUUUUUUUCUUCCUUCAUCGGAGAGCAAAGAGGAGCAUGGAGCGAUAAAAGAUGUUGGAAUAAUUGACAGAGGGGAUUUCUUUCUUUAAAAGAUAUUUAUUUAAUUUAUUUUUGUAUAUCCUUUUGUAUUCGGAUUAAUUAACUAGCCGUGGGGAGCAGCGUUAUUCAGGGACUGGCUGUGAGGAUGGACCAGGCGAGUAUCCUGAGGAAGUUCAUUCAGGGGGUUCACGCCAUGCGAGCAGGGGACCAGAGAGGAGAGGACAACUUCGGCAGCGACUUCAUGCGAUUACGGAGAUUAUCAACCAAAUACAGAACAGAUAAAAUCUACCCCACCAACGUCGGCGAGAAAGAAGAGAAUGUGAAAAAGAACAGAUAUAAAGAUAUACUGCCAUUUGACCACAGUCGAGUGAAAGUCGCGUUAAAAACAUCCAAUCAGGACACGGAUUACAUCAAUGCAAACUUCAUCAAGGGAAUAGACGGGCUUGAGGCCUACAUUGCCACGCAGGGCCCACUGCCCAACACAGUCAUCGACUUCUGGAGGAUGAUCUGGGAAUACAAUGUUGCUGUGAUUGUAAUGGCAUGUCGAGAGUUUGAGAUGGGCAGGAAAAAAUGCGAGCGGUACUACCCCCAGUUCGGAGAUGAGCCCAUGUCCUUUGGCCCCUUCAGGAUCUCCUGUGAAUCGGAACAACCCCGAACUGACUAUUUUAUUCGCAGUCUAACAGUAGAGUUUGAAAACGAGACUCGUAGAAUAACACAAUUCCAUUAUAUCAACUGGCCUGACCAUGAUGUCCCCUCGUCCUUUGACUCCAUAUUGGACAUGAUAGCGCUGAUGCGGGAGUACCAGGAGCACGAUGACGUUCCGAUCUGUGUGCACUGCAGUGCUGGAUGUGGGAGAACAGGUGCCAUCUGUGCUAUUGAUUACACGUGGAAUCUGCUGAAAGCUGGGAGAAUUCCGGAGGAUUUUAACGUGUUUCAGCUCAUUCAGGAGAUGCGGACACAGAGGCACUCAGCAGUCCAGACCAAGGAACAGUACGAGUUAGUCCAUCGAGCGAUCGCCCAACUUUUUGAGAAACAGCUGUUGCUGUUGGAGAGUCCCACAAAUUCAGAGCUAACAGAUGGCAUGGACGAAGGCAGUCCGGAAAAACCCAGCCAGAAUUCUGAUGAGGAGCGAUGGGACACGCCCCCACCCAAACCACCCCGUAUCCGGAGUUCUCAGGUAGAGGGCGAUGUUAAAGAGGAGAUUUUGCAACCUCCAGAACCUCGCCCCGUGCCGCCCAUCCUCACUCCCUCUCCUCCCUCUGCCUUCCCUACCGUCACCAAUGUGCGCCAGGACAAUGACCGCUACCACCCCAAACCUGUCCUGCAUGUGCUGGCCUCUGAGCAGAACCCUGACCUCAACGAAAACUACAGCAAGCCCUCAGAUGGAGCAGCCCCUGGGUCAGCGGCUGCCCCCUCACCCACUGGACCCCCUUCUCCUCCUGCAGAUUCCACGGAGAAACGGCUGACUGAGCGCAAGCUGAGCAUAGAGAUCAAGAAGGUGUCGCGGCAGGAGGGCCCGCGCAGCUUUGAGGGAAACAGCAUGCUGCACCGUACACACGCCUUCAAAUCACGCAACAACGCCAGCAGCUUAUCGCAGUCGGAGGACUCUGAAAACCCACAGCGGCCCAACCACCUGCCUCUGGUCAAGCAGAAGGGUCAGGCGACUUGGGCACAGCCUGUCCCGGACAGGGUCCCCUCGCCGGCCGGACGCUCCACCCCCAGCCCUGCCCCUGCCUCUGAGGUGCCGCUCAGGACUGCCCUGUGCUUCACCAACCCUCUGCACUCAGACCACUCUGACCCGGAGCUUGAUGAAGCAGAGGACAUCAGGCCUGCUCUCCACACCGACUGUCAUUCCAAUGUUUCCACGGCAACCGGCACGGUUUCUGCAGCGCCACACGAGGACCACGUUCCCAGGAAAGUCACCCCGAUGUCCAUUGCUGGCCUCUGCUCGAAGUCGGAUGAGGCAACAAACAGUGACGAGAGUGAAGACUCGCCUCCCCCUCUUCCUGAAAGAACCCCCGAGUCCUUCUUUUUGGCCACAGAUCCAGUAGAUGUGAAGGUAGAGUUGGAUGAAGUUUCAAGAGGAUUGGGGGGAGCCCCUCCCUCUCUCCAGGCAGCGACAACACCACCGACCAAAACUCCAUCAGAUGGAGGGCAGGAGAAUGGAAAGGGUUCAGACAUUCUGGAAAAAAACACAAGCUCUGUGAUUAAAGCAGACGAAAGGACUGAGAGCAAACCAGUCUCAGAGAUGGGAUUCGGUACCCGCUGCACGCAACCCAAAGGCCCAAGAGACCCUCCAUCUGAGUGGACAUAAUGACAAAGGACCUACGAUGGCCGACCCUUCAUGCAUCCACACACACAUACAGACAUGUACACCCACUCACUCACGCACACACACCACUACCAUCCCCUCUCUUGCAAGUGCCAUUGUAGAAGGAGGAUCAAAGACAUCUCUCACGACCACUCUCACCCACUUUCCGACUAACACACAAUCAAAAAAUAUAGCUACAUAGAUAAUCUUCCAUGAUGCCGCCGCACUCCUCAUGCUGUACGUGCGGCAGCUGCCAUGGGCUCACUGCACUGGUGCUACACCUUCUCCUUGCUGGGACCAUAAACCUGCCUUACCCCACCCCCCACAGCAAAAAGCAGAUCAGGCUGACACAACAGUCUGUAUUGUUGUCCUAGCUAGCUAGCUAGAACAUGUCUUCUCUAUACUUUUACACUCCUACUACAACAAUACAAUACGAUAUGUGUUCAUAGGGACAGAAAACUACUGUUUUUUUUUUUUAUUUGUUUGUUUUUCGAACCAUCCUUCUCUGCUAACUUCUCGAUAGCCAUAUAUGCAUUGUUUUAUAGGUGUACAGGGCAAGUAGGUAUAUAAUAUGACAAAUGAGCUAUCGCUAAAUAUUCUUAUUAACAGAAGAUGUAAGAAGUCUGUGCAUGAUAACCCCCCAUGUACUAUGAACUGUAAAUUAUUUGCCCUCCUGUUAUAGCAAAUAUUUCAGGGUUGUUGUUUUUUUUUCCUCUCCCGAAAGAAUCCAGUGUUUAGUUCCUUUUUUUUUUCCCCCCCCAAAAGGCUAGCUGUUUUAUCAGCCAAACCCUGAGAUGGCACGGGCUCAAGAUUGUAAUAAUGCUUUUUUGUAAAUUGUAUUCUAAAGGUUAUUUUUGUAUACGCUGUUUUUUGCUCACUUCAUGAACCAUUGCCCUGCACCACUGGCCUCUCAGAGCCCACCUGUGCCUUUUUCGAGAGGAUGCCCCUUCUGUCCAAUGUAAGGGCAGCGGCGUGUGUGUGUGUGUGUGUGUGUGUGUGUGUGUGUGUGUGUGUGUGUGUGUGUGUGUGUGUGUGUGUGUGAGAAAGAGAGGGAGAUAGAGAUUCACCCCGUUAUGUUCAAGCCUCUGGGAUCUGAAUGACCCUUCUACACAGACCUGUUUGUAUGUUGCAGAAAUCAAUCAACCUCUCAGUAAAAAAGAAAGACAUAAGGAA
Molecule: messenger RNA, 3670 nt
Organism: Pygocentrus nattereri (red-bellied piranha)
Lineage: Eukaryota; Metazoa; Chordata; Actinopteri; Characiformes; Serrasalmidae
Gene: ptpn12
Product: protein tyrosine phosphatase non-receptor type 12
Exons: 18
Coding region: 332-2500 (722 amino acids)
Biological process (GO): peptidyl-tyrosine dephosphorylation
Cellular component (GO): nucleus; cytoplasm
Molecular function (GO): non-membrane spanning protein tyrosine phosphatase activity
Source: RefSeq, a predicted model, not a curated record